AUGGUAGGCAUCACUUUACCAAAAGUGGCGCUUUUGAUACUGUAUCUCAAAGUCUUUGCAGACCGCAAAGUGAUCAUUGCCACCUGGGUUGUCAUGGGUCUCCUCAUCGGCCUCUGUUUCAGUAGCGUGGUUGCACUGUUCGCCAUAUGCCAGCCAUUUGCUUAUAACUGGAACAAGUCCAUCCAAGGGGGCCAUUGUGGCAACUUUAUGGCUGCGUACAAGUAUAUCAGCAUCCCCAACAUCGUGUCGGAUGUGGCGAUUCUGCUCUUACCCAUACCGAAUCUCUGGUCUUUGAAUAUGAGCAGGUGGAAAAAAGCCGGUGUCUUUGCGACUUUCGCAGUGGGAGGUUUGGGUAUCAUCACCUCCAUCAUCCGCUUUGUUGGCUUCUACCGGACCAACGUGGGUACGGAUGUCACAAAUAACGGUGGCACGACCGUGAUUUACACCGCACUUGAGGUGGCCGCCUAUUUCAUUUGCUCCUGUCUUCCUGGAACGCGCCCGCUGGCACGGGCUAUAUACCAGGGAGCAGGCCUGGGCACGUAUAUUAACAGCCAUUUCGGAACCUGGGAUAAAAGCAAAGGUAGUUCAUCCCAUGCGACGUCAGGCAACAGCCGCUCAAAUGACAUCGCCCUUAAUAACUUGAAGGGGAGACAUAAGACCUCAGUUUCGACAUCUAUGAUGAGUGGGCCGAAUCAAAACCAGGAAGAAUAUGAUGGCCGGGCUUUUAUCCGCCUGGAGGAGUCUGUCCAUGUCGAUUUCUCUUCGGUUCGCAGUUCUAAUAGAGGGUCAUCCGAGGGAAUCAUGCGAUGA
Clonostachys rhizophaga is the source of this 810-nucleotide messenger RNA. NCBI's taxonomy places the organism in Eukaryota, Fungi, Ascomycota, Sordariomycetes, Hypocreales, Bionectriaceae. The record is from the annotation of a GenBank genome assembly.